ACGCUUUACGACUCUACCUGGCAACGUACACGUAGCCAGAGCAUCGAUUUCCUCGAGCAUCGCGCCCACUAGCGUACCGCUGAUUGGAUAAGUCCGUGUGACGUCAUGGCCGUGCCCCCGUGCUGUCUGCAGAUGUGGCGGCUGGAGCUGCCACUGUGGCCGGUACCGGUUAGUAGUACAUAGGAGGGAGAUGCUCGGGUUACUGCUGCUGGCCGUGUUAUCGCUUCUGCACACGGGACGGGCUAAAACCGUGCAUGGCAGCUUUGACAGCGCCCUGGCGUGGCACAGUCGGGGGCAGCACAUAUUCACCUUUCUGUUCCAUGGGGAACAAGCUGUACUACGUGUCCGAAUUAGCAAUGUGGCAGCAGCGGUUGGAAAAGAUGCUGCCCUGUACCUGUAUCAAGAUGAAGAAUGGAUGAAAAUUCAUGGGAGCAAGGAAGAGAACAGUUGCCCUGAGAGAUUGUUACUGGCACAAGCAUCAAUUCCCUUGAACCAAACAGAAUAUAACUACACUCUGCCACAGAUGCCCUCUCCUGCAGCAUGGUAUGCCAUCUAUGUGGACAAAUACACCUGUCUGAUGAGCUAUGAGGACCCCAAGUCGGAGGAGAUUACAUUUCAAGUGACUCUGUUGAAUCCUGAUGCAGCAGGGAAUCCUUUUGAUCAUUUUGGAGCAGAUGAGUCAGGUUUACAUGAAUUCUUCUUCCUGCUUGUGCUGGUGUAUUUUGUGGCUGCCUGCAUUUACAUCCAGGCUCUAUGGCAGACGAUUAAGAAAGGCGGUCCAAUGCACACAGUGCUGAAGGUGCUGUCAAAUGCACUGUUGUUGCAGGUUGUAUCAGCCGUGGCAAACUAUCUGCACUUCUCAAGGUAUGCUAAAGAUGGUAAAGGUGCUCCUUUCAUUGGCAGUUUGGCAGAAUUGUGUGACAUAGCCUCAGAAGUCCAGAUGUUAUACCUACUGCUAAGCUUAUGUAUUGGCUGGACUCUCAGCAGAAUGAAGAAAUCACAAGGGAGACCUCUUCAGUGGGACUCUACACCCACAUCCACUGGCAUCGCUGUUAUUGCAGUCAUUGCUCAGGUCAUUUUGCUGGUUUGGGAGCUUUUUGAAGAUACCAAUCACCACAGUUACCAUGCCCAUCAGAGCCUGGCUGGCAUCCUUCUCAUUGCCAUGAAGAUUUGCCUAGCUGCAUCACUGGCUUGUGGCCUAUACCAUAUUAUCACUUUGGAGCGGACCACAAUGAAAAGGCAUUUCUAUAUCACCUUUGCAAAAGGCUGUUUCUUGUGGUUUUUGUGCCACCCAUGUUUUAUAGGCAUCUCCUUCUUGUUUAAAGAGUAUCAAAGAGAAAAGGUCAUCACAGUGGGUGUCAUCCUGUCUCAGUCCCUCUCUAUGAUUAUACUAUAUAGACUCUUCCUGUCACAUAGUCUGUACUGGGAGGUCUCCUCCCUGUCAUCAGUAACCCUGCCACUAACUGUAUCACACAAAAGUCGAUAUUACUCUUGAUGUGCUCAGGGACAGAACUGCUACUUUGGGUCAAGUUGUUUUCCUGUAUAUGACAGUGACACACUGAUGCACUCCAACAUUGUGUGGGACAGCGAGGCAUUCUAAUGUCUACAGAAGGACUGUGAGAGAAGAGGAACGGUCACUGCAUUUCCAGUACAGGUCGGCACAUGUUAUUGUGCUGCUUGGAGACUUCCUGUUUUAAGGAUCCAAUGCUGCAAAGAUUUUAUCCAUGUUUGAAACUGUUGCUCGUCACUGUAGGUGUUAGCAUUUCCAAUCUUACUGUUUGGAUGACUUGAUAACCAGACACACAUACGCAUUGAGCUGUGUGUAAGAAAUACCCUGUAGUACAUUGGUUCUUGUCUAUUUCCAAAUUGAAACCCAGUCGGCGCCAUUUGAUUGGUUUGCUAUUUCAGACUUUGACAGUUGCAGGAUUUUUACCACUAGACUGAGCUCAAAUGAUGCACCACCUUGGUAUGCAUGUAUUUUAUAUGUGCAUGAUAUGUAAGUGUUUUCUAUUUAUACAUUGUGGAUCUGGAUCCAGAGGCACCAACCGGCAAAGCUUUAGCUGUCCCAGGAUGCAUAGGGGCCUCCUCUAUAACCCCGCCUCCAGGCUCUGCUGUAUGUAUUUUAUGUGAUGUUGUAUCGGAAAUGCAAACUUAACACACUACAUGUUUUUUUUUUUAGUUCUCUUAAAUUGAAUAUUGUGAUGAUUGUAUUAUUGUUUGUUUUAUUCACCCAUUCAACAAAGAAGUUAUAUUAGUUUCAUUUGAUUUCAGUGGAUGUCCUUACCUUUUAUAAAAUCUAUAAAUUAACUUGUUUUUAUGGUGAGAUAUGAAAAGAUGAGUACAAUAUAAGUUCCCAUGCAUUUAAACCUUUAUGUGUUGUAUUUGUUAAAAAAAAAAACAAGUAAAUAUAAAGAUGUGAUAUU
Molecule: messenger RNA, 2423 nt
Organism: Pseudophryne corroboree (corroboree frog)
Lineage: Eukaryota; Metazoa; Chordata; Amphibia; Anura; Myobatrachidae
Gene: GPR180
Product: G protein-coupled receptor 180
Exons: 9
Coding region: 191-1495 (434 amino acids)
Biological process (GO): G protein-coupled receptor signaling pathway; response to pheromone
Source: RefSeq, a predicted model, not a curated record